Molecule: messenger RNA, 1812 nt
Organism: Penicillium chermesinum
Lineage: Eukaryota; Fungi; Ascomycota; Eurotiomycetes; Eurotiales; Aspergillaceae
Gene: has1
Product: ATP-dependent RNA helicase HAS1
Exons: 3
Coding region: 1-1812 (603 amino acids)
Biological process (GO): maturation of LSU-rRNA from tricistronic rRNA transcript (SSU-rRNA, 5.8S rRNA, LSU-rRNA)
Cellular component (GO): nucleolus
Molecular function (GO): RNA helicase activity; ATP binding; nucleic acid binding
Source: RefSeq, a predicted model, not a curated record
AUGCCUGGCCCCGUGGACACCGCAAAGUCCAUCGCCAAGAAGCGUAAGAGGAAGCACGCUACUAAGCCUGCUACCGACGACGAAGAUGUCGCUCCCGUAGCAGAAAUCUCAAGCCCCGCCGUGAAGAAGUCCGCGUCCUCUUCCAAGUCGUCUGCCGAUAAUUCGACUAAGAAGCGCAAGGUCAGCCCUUCUGCCAGCGAGGAUGAAAGCGCCGACGAGGUUGAUGCCGUGGACGCCAAGGCGCAAGAAGGAAGCGAUGACGAAGUUGAGAAUAUCGCCGAUGAGAAGGAUAACGUGGGCGCAGAUCUACCAACUAUGGAGGAUGUGCGCUUGCCGCAGACUGAGGGCACCGAAUUGCGAAAAUUCACCGAGCUGGGACUUUCAGAGAAGACCAUGCAGGGUAUCAAGGAUAUGGGCUUCGAAACUAUGACCGAGAUUCAGCAGCGCACCAUCCCCCCGUUGCUUGCUGGGCGCGACGUUUUGGGUGCUGCGAAGACUGGUUCCGGAAAGACUCUGUCUUUCUUGAUCCCUGCCGUUGAGAUGCUGAGCGCUCUACGAUUCAAGCCCCGGAAUGGCACUGGUGUUCUCGUGGUCUCUCCCACUCGUGAACUGGCUCUCCAGAUCUUUGGUGUUGCCCGUGAGUUGAUGGCUCACCACUCCCAGACGUACGGUAUCGUCAUUGGUGGUGCAAACCGGAGGGCGGAGGCUGAGAAACUGGCCAAGGGUGUUAACCUGCUCAUUGCUACCCCCGGUCGUUUGCUCGAUCACCUCCAGAACACCCAAGGAUUUGUCUUCAAGAACUUGAAGACCCUUGUGAUUGAUGAAGCUGACCGAAUCCUGGAAGUCGGUUUCGAAGAUGAAAUGCGCCAGAUCGUCAAGAUUCUGCCUUCCGAGGAGCGUCAGACCAUGCUCUUCUCUGCUACUCAGACAACCAAGGUCGAGGAUCUUGCUCGAAUCUCGCUGCGUCCUGGCCCAUUGUAUAUUAAUGUCGAUCAUCGCAAGGAGCAUAGCACUGUUGAGGGUCUGGAGCAGGGCUACGUGAUCUGUGAGGCCGACAAGCGAUUCCUGCUUCUGUUCUCAUUUUUGAAGCGCAACCUGAAGAAGAAGAUCAUUGUCUUCUUUUCCAGCUGUAACUGUGUCAAGUACCAUGCCGAGCUGUUGAACUAUAUUGAUCUUCCCGUCCUCGAGUUACAUGGCAAGCAAAAGCAGCAGAAGCGGACAUCAACUUUCUUCGAGUUCUGCAAUGCUAGCCAAGGAACCCUUAUUUGCACUGAUGUUGCCGCCCGUGGCUUGGAUAUCCCCGCCGUUGAUUGGAUUAUCCAAUUCGACCCUCCUGAUGACCCCCGUGACUACAUUCACCGUGUCGGUCGAACAGCCCGUGGUUCCAACGGAAAGGGCCGCAGUCUGAUGUUCCUGCAGCCAUCGGAAGUUGGUUUCUUGAAGCAUCUGAAGGAGGCCCGGGUGCCCGUGGUGGAGUUCGAAUUCCCUCAGUCCAAGAUCGUCAACGUCCAGUCGCAGCUUGAAAAGCUCAUUGGUCAGAAUUACUACCUGAACAAGUCUGCCAAGGACGGAUACCGCUCGUACCUCCAAGCAUACGCCUCGCACUCUCUCCGCUCAGUCUUUGACGUGCACAAGCUGGACUUGGUCAAGGUGGCUAAGGGCUUCGGUUUCUCCGCUCCGCCGCGGAUUGAUAUCCAGCUGGGUGCCAGCCUGAGCAGAGACAAGAAACAAGAGCAGCAAAGCCGCCGGACCUACGGCAGCCAGCCCAAGCAUAAUAAGGGGCUGAAGUUCAAGCGCAAGCACGAGGAUUGA